Molecule: messenger RNA, 3955 nt
Organism: Polyodon spathula (Mississippi paddlefish)
Lineage: Eukaryota; Metazoa; Chordata; Actinopteri; Acipenseriformes; Polyodontidae
Product: tumor necrosis factor ligand superfamily member 13B-like
Exons: 6
Coding region: 111-920 (269 amino acids)
Biological process (GO): immune response
Cellular component (GO): membrane
Molecular function (GO): tumor necrosis factor receptor binding; receptor ligand activity
Source: RefSeq, a predicted model, not a curated record
UCCAGUGGAUGCAUUUUUUUUUUUUUACAGCUAGAUGAAAAAUGGAUGUCAGUAUCAAAAGAUCAGCUGGAUUCUUCAGGCAUUUUCUGUGAGCUCGUCUUGAAACCAGAAUGAAAUCUACUGAACAAAACCUCAACAUUUACUUUGAUCCCCAACAGAAGUACCUAAUCUCCACGAUAUUGUUUCUGACACUUGCAGCAAUAAUGUCUACUUCUCUGUCAGCUGUCUCUUUGUAUCACGUAAUAACAUUAAAAGCAGAAGUAGCCACGUUGAAGACAGAGAUUUUCAAAAAGCGAGACGAGCACUUGGUAUCAUUGACCUACCCUGAUGGAGAAAUGCCCGAACCAAACAGGGACCAAGAGCAGAGAGUGCAGCAUGUAAAUGAAGAGGAUAUACUGGAAGACCUCAGGACAGUAAACUCUAUAUCAAAGCCGGGUAAUCCCAGAAUAAGGUUGCGCAGGUCAAAUAAUCUCACUGAUAAAACAGUACUUCAGCCGUGUUUGCAAAUGAUCGCAAACAAAGAUAAAGGCACCUUCCAAAAAGGUGAAAAUACAGCUAUCCCUUGGCUUCCAGGUCUCAAAAGAGGCACUGCUCUGGAAGAGCAAACCAAUGCAAUAAUUGUUAAAGAAACCGGGUACUUUUUUGUGUACAGCCAGGUUUAUUAUAAGGAUAAAAUCUAUGCAAUGGGGCACAUAAUAGUAAGGAAAAAGGCCAGCAUAGUUGGAGAUGAACUGCAAAAUGUCAAUUUAUUCAGAUGUAUCCAAAAUAUGAGCGAUGAUUUUCCUUUCAAUACCUGCUAUACAGCUGGGAUUGCAAAACUAGAAGAAGGAGAUAGUAUUGAACUCCUCAUACCUCGACAGUCAGCAGUGGUAUCUCUGGAUGGGGAUUCAACAUUCUUCGGCGCUAUAAAGCUUGUAUGAAUUUUGUGGAUCAAGCCAAAUGGGUGGGCACUAAGACAUACUUCUCUGUUUGUGGGUGUGUCUGAGUAGACUGAGGGUAGUUGACACUGUAGAGACCUGUUUCAUUGAGGUUCCGUCUGCUCAGCUUCUUCUGAUACAAACAGGAAGCCCAAUGGUUGUGUAAGCAAUUGUGUCACAUGGUUUAUCGGAAAGCGACUUGGGGUGGUGCCAUCACUGGUGACAAGCAAAUCAAACAGGAUGUUCAAAACAUCAGGCAUGGUAUUAAAAAUAUAUAUCUUUCAUUUUUCGACGUACAGGUGACUUGAGUCUUAAGGGGUUAUAGAUAAUGAAAUAAUUACAAAAAACAUUUCUUGUCACACCUUUCCAUUUGCCAUGUAGGUCCCACAUGUGCAUUUUUGUAAGAUUUAUAUGUAUUUUCAUUUUUAAAUACUAGGUUAAAGAAAGUUUGCAUGCCUUACUUUCAGGUAGACUGUUACACUUCCUAGCUUAGUGCAUCAUCUGCCCCCCUUCCACAGCUUCUUUCUUUGUUAUUAACUAACUAGCCACUUUCUCUCAUGACACGCUAUGCAGCCAGUGAAAUGCUUUGACCCCAAUGGCACUGCUGGGGUAAAACGACUUUGAAGUGCAAUUCUAACAGAUUACCUGAAAGAAGGGCCUGCAAACAACAUCGGGAAAAUACAUGUUUGCUAUAUGAGACCUACAUAACGAAUGGUCCAAUUCAUUGAAGUAUUUAAUUAGAUAUAGGCUAACCCAGCAUUCAGGUUUCCAAUGACCCAGAUCCAAAGUACUAGAUAGGAUCUACAAUAAAAAAAUUGGUUUCAUUGUACAUUGCAGAUAUACCUUUUAAUAGGAUCAGUUAAACCUGUAUGAAAAGUACCCUCACUUUCAAGACCACAGAGGUCUCUUCAGGUGUAUUUUAUGUACAUAUUCAGCUGAUCCUAUUAAAAACUAUCAUCACCAAAAAAAAAGAUCUGCUUAUCCUACUCUGUGUACAUUGUACAGUUUAUAUACCGUAUAGAUGUAAUAUGUAUUCAUAGCUAAAUUGGAUUUACAUCUCAUAAAUUCAAAACAACAAUUCGUUCAUGUUUUGUACCUGUCAGUAAAGAAAGUACUUGUAAAAUGAUCAGAUUUUUUUUUUUUUUUUAAUAAACAACUGAGGUAAGUUUAAGAAUACUUGAUAUGUUGCCUUAACCGUGCUAUACCUGGUAAUGAAUCUUCCUUUAAAUCACAGUCAUGUAUUUUUGAUUUCAAAUGCUUAGAACCUUAUAUCAGGCAAAUAGGUUUUCUUUUUUUUAUCUAAACAAGGAACAGAAAGAAACAAGGCAUGCUGGGUGAAACAAAGUACAUAUUAAGUUACAUAAGCAAUAAACUACUUUUUUAAUUUUUUUUCUUAAAAAUAUAAAGAAAAUACAUGCGCGUUUGGUUAUUAAUUACUAAUUUCAUCUCCUUUUUAAAAGGAAUAAAACUGGUAGUUUUGAGCAAUAGUGACUGACUGCUAUGUAAUUCUUUUUUUUAUAGUCAGGGACAGAGUAACAGUUUUGUAAGGUGUAAUGGAGUUUAGUUCCUCUAGAUGGCAGCUACACUAUGCCCUUGAAAUGCACACAAGAAAAUAUAUGUAUAAUGUACUGUACAGAAAUGUAUUCCUGAAGGGAAAUGUAUGUCAGGCAACAUAUGAAUUAUAAGGUCAUUUUGAAAUUCUUUCAUGGUUAUACUAUGCACUUACCACAGUGUACCAUGUUUUGCCAUGAUUUUAAUAUGCCUUACCAUACCUCUGUGUCUUUACAAUGCUAGCCUAUGCUUAUUCAUGCUUUCACUAUGUUUUCUAACUUUGAUAUGCUUUUAUAAGAUCCAUCCUUGUUUUUAGCCAACACACCGCUCAGAGGAGCUGAUGUUGACAUGUAUAGAUGGCAUGUUAUUGCAAUUGAUACAUAAUGUGUUAUUCAGAGACUUCAUAUGACUUUGAGAGUGAUAGCAUCUGGGCGUUUUUUGACACUUCUGGAGCUCUAAGAUGAGGUUGUAACGUUGGUUUUCACAGUUACUUCAGCUUUCUUGAAACCAUGAAGUAGAUGCUUCCGGCAGAUAGUGCACAUGCUCAGCGGCAAAAAACAAUUGUGGAACCAGAAAUUCAAAAUAUGUCAAGUGCUAUACUUGGUUUUCCUGUCUGACGUGUGCAGUAUUGCUUCAUGAAGAAGCAUACACACACACGUGUGUGUGUGUUUAAAACCUCUCCCAUACAGUUCACUGAGCAGCUAAAAUUAUCACUGCAGCUGUUCCAUACAAGCCUGACAGAGGCUUAUAGUCAGUGACAGCUGGUCAUGGACAAUUGCACACACUUGUGUUUUUAAAUGAAACUGUAGCUCAUACUAGGUAUCCAAGUAAACAAAAGUUAAGAACAAUUAUCUGAAUCAACAAACAAAUAAAACAACAAACCAUUCCACGCUGAUUGACCGAUGUACCCUCUGUUGAGUACGUAUGCUGUUUUGGAUCACACUAUCUCUCUGGUAUAGAUCUUUCUAGUUUAUCAGACCAGUGGAGGGCAUUAUGUGGUUGCAAUGUGAAGCGUGUGCAUGAUUGCUGUUUGCAAACUAUGGGUUUAGAGUCUCCACAGUAUAUUAAACAUCAAGUAGCUUUAGAUAGAUUUGUAAUGAUGUCUGCAGUCAUUCUGAGUGACACCCUGCUCUGUGGUUCCAAUAUUGAAAUCAUCCCUUUACCUGGCAUAGAAUUUGCCUGGAGCUUCACUGGAGAUCAAAAGUAGUCUUUGUUGCAUUCAGCUCAUGACAAUAUGACCUUUAACCUCUGCCCACCCCACCUACUCUACCUAUAUAUACAACAAAUUUACUGCACUGUGUUUACUUUUCUACACAGCCAAAGUGGGCUUUUGUCCAAAACAUUCUGAAAAAAUUGAUUUUUUAGUAAUUAAAACCAUUUGUGUACAACAUCCAAAAAAAAUAAAAAAUAAAUUAUUGUACACUGCAGUUAUACGUCCUUUCAAAUCUACGGUAUAUAUGCAGUGCCUUGCAAAAGUAUUCAGACCC